Messenger RNA from Phycodurus eques (leafy seadragon), 1692 nucleotides. It is a transcript of the gene prph2a, whose product is annotated as peripherin 2a (retinal degeneration, slow). Gene Ontology annotation, biological process: visual perception. Bases 40 to 1077 code for a protein of 345 amino acids. The record is from RefSeq and is a predicted model, not a curated record. Gene Ontology annotation, cellular component: membrane. The transcript is spliced from 3 exons. Lineage: Eukaryota; Metazoa; Chordata; Actinopteri; Syngnathiformes; Syngnathidae.
UUUUUUUUUUUUUUUAUAAAGGACACAUCCAGUUGAAUAAUGGCUUUGAUGAAGGUCAAGUUUGAUCUGAAAAAGCGAGUGAAGCUCGCCCAAAGCGUAUGGUUCUUGUUCUGGUUUGCCGUCAUGGCCGGCGUGCUGGUCUUCAGUAUGGGCCUGUUCUUCAAGAUCGAGCUGCGGAAGCGCUCGGAGCUGAUGGACAACAACGAGAGCCACUUCCUGCCCAACCUUCUCAUCCUGAUGGGGCUGGUGGCGUGCUGCAUCAACGCCUUUGGCGGAAAGGUCUGCUACGACUCGUUGGACCCCAGCAAGUUCGUCAAGUGGAAGCCCAUGCUCAAGACCUUCCUGGUGGUGUGCGUGGUCUUCAACGCCCUUCUGGUGGUCACGGCUCUGCUGUGCUUCAUCAUGCGCAUCCCGCUGCAGUUCACGCUGGCUGAGGGCCUGCGCAACGGCAUGCGCUACUACAAGGACACGGACACGCCGGGACGCUGCUACAUGAAGCGGACGCUGGACCUGAUGCAGAUGGAGUUCCGCUGCUGCGGCAACGACAACUUCCGGGACUGGUUCGAGAUACAGUGGGUCAGCAACCGCUACCUAGACUUCAGGGCCAAGGAGGUCAGAGACCGCAUCGGGAGCAAUGUGGAUGGCCAGUACUUGAUGGACGGCGUGCCCUUCAGCUGCUGCAACCCAAGUUCGCCACGGCCGUGCAUCCAGCAGCAGAUGACCAACAACUCGGCGCACUACAGCUAUGACCACUACACCGAGGACCUCAACGUGUGGAAGAGCGGCUGCCGCGACGCUUUGCUCUACUACUAUGGCGGCAUGAUGACCACUAUCGGCGCCCUGGUGCUGCUGGUCACCUUGCUAGAGGUUGCCGUGACGGUGGGCCUGCAGUACGUCCACAGCUCCCUGUCCACCCUGGCCAACCCCGAAGACCCUGAGAGCGAAAGCGAAGGCUGGCUCCUGGAGAAGACGGUCAAGGAGACGUUUACCGACAUCAUGGCCAAAAUGAAGGCCAUGGGCAAAGGCGGCAAAGUGGAGGAGGGGGGCGAGGAGGGCGGCGUAGCCACCGUGAGCUGAGCGACCUAUCGACUCCCCUCACGCCCUGCCAAAACUGACACCGCUACCACCCCCAAACGGGAUUAAAGAGACGUGUGAGAUGAUUGAUUGAUUUUUUUUUUUUUUUAUUGGCUCCUUGAACGAAAUCUCCUGUGCGUGUGUAGUAAAUACAGAGGCGUAGUUAACCAAGACAAUGAUGAAACGUAAGAGUCCACACCAUUAGGUACACCUGCAAAUAAGAUCCAAUCAAAGAGAUUUGGAUGGGGAUGGUGGUUACUAUGCAACCCCCCUAUCACAGCAACCCGAGGUAUUCACAGGACAAUUGAAGAGAAAAUCUAUUUAUUUUUGUUCAUAGGAAUAAUAUAUUGUGAAUGAAUUUGGCAGCUAAAUAUUUUGCCCCCCCCCCGAAAGCCCCUCACAUCCUUUGUCAGACGAUCAUUCAGUCUCUGUAUAUUUAACAACGGGGUGGCGGUCUUUGUACAUAGUGUAGAAAUACUGAUGAUUUAAACUUUUUUUUAAAAAAAAAAAUAUACACUAUAUAUCAUGUAAUCUGUCUAUGUAAAUGCAUGUAUAUGGGCUGUGUGUCUAGAAAACAGGAAAGACCAAUAAAAUCACUUCAGAGUUUGUGUGAGAAAA